Vitis riparia (riverbank grape) is the source of this 2229-nucleotide messenger RNA. Its product is annotated as diacylglycerol O-acyltransferase 1A. Bases 159 to 1706 code for a protein of 515 amino acids. Gene Ontology annotation, cellular component: chloroplast envelope; endoplasmic reticulum membrane. Gene Ontology annotation, molecular function: diacylglycerol O-acyltransferase activity. Gene Ontology annotation, biological process: triglyceride biosynthetic process. The record is from RefSeq and is a predicted model, not a curated record. NCBI's taxonomy places the organism in Eukaryota, Viridiplantae, Streptophyta, Magnoliopsida, Vitales, Vitaceae. The transcript has 16 exons.
CACAACUCACAAGGGCCAUAAGCCAUUAACUCCGUCUCUCCUUCCUCGUCUCUUACCAAUUCAAAUCUCUAUUUGCUUCUUUCUAUAAUUUCGUUUUUUUUUUUUUUGUUAUGAAUACUGCAUCUUCCUUCUCUGUAGAAUUCUAGAAUUCUCUUUUCAUGGCGAUCUGCAACUCGCCUGUCAGUGCGGCCACGUCGUCAUCAAGCCCUCACGCCGAUUCAGAUCUCGACUUCUCCAUUCGGAAGAGGUUCGGCGGGAAGGGGAAGGCCGUGGCGGAUUCGUCGCCGGAGACGGAGACGGCGGCGGCGGUGCUCGAAGCAGAGAAGUCGGUGGGCGAGGUGGGGAGUGGCGGUGAUCGAGUGGAAUCGGGGAGUCAGGUGGUGAGGAAUGGGGAGAACGGAGUGGCUGAGGUUGCCGCGAAAUUCGCGUACCGGCCGUGUGCGCCGGCUCACCGGAAAGUGAAGGAAAGUCCUCUCAGUUCUGACGCCAUUUUCAGACAGAGUCAUGCGGGUCUCUUCAACCUCUGUAUAGUAGUGCUUGUAGCUGUAAACAGCCGGCUUAUCAUUGAGAAUCUUAUGAAGUAUGGUUGGUUAAUCAGGGCUGGUUUUUGGUUUAGUUCAAAAUCAUUGAGAGAUUGGCCACUCUUUAUGUGCUGUUUAACCCUCCCAAUCUUUCCACUUGCUGCUUUUGUGGUUGAAAAGUUGGCUCAACAAAAGUAUAUCUCUGAGCCGGUUGUUGUCUCUCUUCACAUCAUAAUUACUACAGCUGCAGUUUUAUUUCCAGUUUUGGUGAUUCUAAGGUGUGAUUCAGCUGUUCUCUCUGGUGUCACACUAAUGCUCUUUGCUUGCAUUGUGUGGUUAAAAUUGGUAUCUUUUGCACAUACAAAUUAUGACAUGAGAGCAGUUGCCAAGUUAAUUGAUAAGGGGGAUGACUUGUCCACUUCAUUGAAUAUGGAUUACCCUUAUGAUGUCAACUUCAAGAGUUUGGCAUACUUCAUGGUUGCCCCCACACUAUGUUACCAGCCAAGCUAUCCUCGCAGCACAUGCAUUCGGAAGGGUUGGGUCUUUCGCCAAUUUGUCAAGUUGGCAAUAUUUACAGGUGUUAUGGGAUUUAUAAUAGAACAGUAUAUUAAUCCAAUUGUUCAGAAUUCUCAGCACCCUUUGAAGGGGAAUUUUUUUUAUGCAUUGGAGAGGGUUUUGAAGCUUUCUGUUCCAAAUUUAUAUGUGUGGCUCUGCAUGUUCUACUGCUUUUUCCACCUCUGGUUAAAUAUACUUGCUGAGCUUCUUCGUUUUGGGGACCGUGAGUUCUAUAAAGAUUGGUGGAAUGCAAAAACAGUUGAGGAGUAUUGGAGAAUGUGGAAUAUGCCUGUUCAUAAAUGGAUGGUUCGCCAUCUCUAUUUUCCAUGUCUACGGAAUGGGAUAUCUAAGGGAGUUUCUGUGGUGAUUGCCUUUGUCAUAUCUGCCAUAUUCCAUGAGCUAUGCAUUGCUGUACCUUGUCACAUGUUUAAGCUUUGGGCUUUCAUUGGAAUUAUGUUCCAGGUUCCCUUGGUUUUGGUCACAAAUUACUUGCAAAAUAAGUUCAGAAAUUCUAUGGUGGGAAAUAUGAUCUUCUGGCUGUUUUUCAGCAUUCUUGGUCAGCCAAUGUGUGUGCUUCUAUAUUACCAUGACUUGAUGAAUCGAAAAGAGACAACUGACUCAAGCCUCUGAAUUCAACUCCUCCUAAAGCAUCUUGCUGGUUUGGCCGCGACACUUAUGGAGAACUUAUAUAGCCCUACAUGUCCCUGAUCCAGUGCCAUUGUUAACUCUGUCCUGCUGCAUCACCCAAUUUGGAUAGCCUCUUGAAGUUUCACAUGUCAUUGCAUGUAUUUUUCUUGUUGAGCAGAGAACUUAGAAUCAACGUGCAAAUUUUGAUACAUCCAAUUGGUGGACAGAAUAUCUGUGGUGGUAAUUUGCAAAUGAGUCAUAUUCAGUGCUACUAUGGUUUUGGCCGACUCCGGCAAGAUGAUUAGGGUUUGCAAGGGAAGUUGAAGUUCUACACUUCAUAAUUGUUAAUAUAUGCAGUGGAAUUUCUUUUGCUCGAUUCAUGUUUGAUGAAAUGGGCGAGCAAAUACCUUUCUUAUUUUGGGAAAACGUGUCUCUAUCAAAUCCAGAGAUUACAAUUCACCUUCUGGAAGGUGGGCCUGUAUCUUCUUUUUCUUGUAUAUGACCAUUGGGGAAAAGAAUCACAGAA